GGUGGCGUCUUUUAACCGACUCCCUCGGUACUAAUAGUGAUGAGUGCAAGAAAUAAGGUGCUGGCCUCUAAAACAUGCUAUAAAAGCGGCAGGACCGAGCCUGGCAGCCCGGCAGCCGCCAGCGGGUAUAUCCUUCCGCCAGCUCGCAGAAUGGAGUCCUGGUCCUUUUAGACCCGCUGCCAAGGGGGUGGGGUGUAGAGCGGAAGUUAUGGCGCGGGGCCGAAGUCUGGCUGAUGAAGGGCGGAAGUAAGAGUACCAACUCCGCAAUCAUGGCUCAAGAGGAGGAAGAUGUUAGAGAUUACAAUUUGACGGAGGAACAGAAGGCGACCAAGGACAAGUAUCCUCCAGUCAAUCGAAAGUAUGAAUAUUUGGAUCAUACGGCUGAUGUCCAAUUACACGCAUGGGGAGACACUCUGGAGGAAGCAUUUGAACAGUGUGCCAUGGCCAUGUUUGGUUACAUGACAGAUACUGGGACUGUGGAGCCCCUCCGCACCGUGGAAGUAGAAACCCAAGGGGACGACCUGCAGUCUCUGCUGUUCCACUUUUUGGACGAGUGGCUUUACAAGUUCAGCGCUGAUGAGUACUUCAUACCCCGAGAAGUGAAAGUACUUAAUAUUGAUCAAAAAAAUUUCAAGUUACGAUCCAUUGGGUGGGGAGAAGAGUUCUCACUGUCCAAGCACCCUCAGGGAACAGAAGUCAAGGCAAUAACGUACUCAGCAAUGCAAGUCUAUAAUGAAGAGAAGCCAGAAGUGUUUGUGAUCAUCGACAUCUAAAAUACCAAAGAUGGAAGAGACUCUUGAAGAACUCAUCUGUUUUCUUCCUUUUGAGAGGAUGUGAUGACUCCUUUUCUAUCGUAUCUGUGCUAAAUGGAAAUACGGAACUGCUAAUUUAAAGUGUGAUUUUCAGAAAUGGAAAACCAGUGUGUAGCUGUGGUCUCUAGAUAAUGAAGUCCUUGAUUUUUGAGCAGCA
This is a messenger RNA of Mus caroli (Ryukyu mouse), 969 nucleotides long. It is a transcript of the gene Tslig1, whose product is annotated as tRNA splicing ligase complex subunit 1. Gene Ontology annotation, biological process: tRNA splicing, via endonucleolytic cleavage and ligation. NCBI's taxonomy places the organism in Eukaryota, Metazoa, Chordata, Mammalia, Rodentia, Muridae. Gene Ontology annotation, cellular component: tRNA-splicing ligase complex. The record is from RefSeq and is a predicted model, not a curated record.